AUGGCGCGGUGUCACCUCUUCGCGCUCCUCGCGCUCCUCGCGAGUGCGCGCGCGUUCGAGUUCAUGCCCAGCGGCGAGAAGGAGCUGCUCAAGACGGACGGCGGCUGCGUCAAGAAGUGGGACCCGUCGGGCCCGCUGGAAUGCGCUGGGGUGGGUGCGGGCAAACUAGAGCUGGAGCCGAAAGGACUGGUUCUGCCCAAGUACUCCAACGAACCGCACCUGGCGUUCGUCGCAGAAGGGUGUGCGUGCGUGGGUCUGGUCGCCCCCUGGGGCCCCACCAAUCUGCGCAAGCUCAAGUGCGGCGAUGUGGUGGCCAUUCCAAAGGGGUGGGCGUUCUGGGCCUACAACGACGGCGACAAAAAGUUCAAGAUGAUCGCCGUGGCGGACCGCACGAUGACCCGCCAGAAGGAGCUGCUGAACCACACCGCGAGUUUCUUGCAAACCCUAGCUUUGGCGGGGGGUUUUGCUGGUAUUAAGGAGGACUUUGAGAGGGGUAUCUAA
Messenger RNA from Klebsormidium nitens, 501 nucleotides. Lineage: Eukaryota; Viridiplantae; Streptophyta; Klebsormidiophyceae; Klebsormidiales; Klebsormidiaceae. The record is from the annotation of a GenBank genome assembly.